Molecule: messenger RNA, 2430 nt
Organism: Paramecium tetraurelia
Lineage: Eukaryota; Ciliophora; Oligohymenophorea; Peniculida; Parameciidae
Exons: 4
Biological process (GO): phosphorelay signal transduction system
Molecular function (GO): phosphorelay sensor kinase activity
Source: RefSeq, a predicted model, not a curated record
AUGGGUGAACUUGGGGAUGCAUCUCAUACUUUUAGGUAAUAUAAUGUAGACAUUUUAAUAGGACUAUUUAUUUACAUCAGAUAGCAUUUUCGGAAAAAAUAAGAACAUAAAACGCUAGUGAUGGAUAUUACUUUUAUAGUUUUCUUUAUUGCUAAGUGUUUCUACGAAGCUUUUAACACUCAUUAAACAAACAAUUAUUUUGGGUAUUUUUACAUAUCCAUUCUCUUUCAUUUAUUUUAAGGUACUUUGAGAUCCCCCUUUUGUAAAAUUGCUUUGCCUUUUUUAUACUGUGGAUUUUUAAUUCAAUAUUUGAUAAUACCCUAAAAAAUAGAGAAGAAUCGAGAUUCAUUAUUGUUUCAAUUAUUUUUUUUGGGAAUAGCCUUGAUGAAUGAUUUUGCUAUUCAAAUAUCAGAACACAAGCUUAAUUAAAAUUAUAAAAGCUAAUAUGAAGAGAAAAUUCAACAAUUAGAACUCUUGAGUGAUAUUAUUUAUAAACUAAAUUUAGGAAUUCUUGCAUACGAUUAAGAUAAAAAAUUAAUUUAUCGGGGUUAAUAUAUGGAUUUUAUACAAGGUAUGAUUGAACCUAAUCAAAUAAUUGAAAAUAAUAUGGAUAACCCAAAUCGCUCCGAAAUUUAAAAUUCUUAGAGCAUGAGAUUAAUAUAUCAUAAUCGAAAUUAAAGUUCAAAUGUUGAAUUCUUAGAUGACAUAAAAGUAUCCGAAUAUAUCAUAAAUGAAACAGUUAAUAAAUAGACUGUUUCAAUAAGAUAAAUAAUAGAUAAUGGUAAUCAAUAAUAAGAAUACGAGUCAAUUUAUUACAAAGUCAAAUUGUUUGGGUAAAACCUCGAAAAGUUUAAGUAUCAUUUGAAGUUUACUUAGAUAACUCAUAACAAAUAGCCAUUAUUUUUGUUUACCUUCUAAUUAAUUAAUGACAUCUCCAUAUAUAGUGCAUUUAAAAAAGACUACAAGUUUAGGAACAGUCUUAUUAGUUCACUCAGUCAUAAAUUGAAAACGCCUUUAAAUUCAGUGAUUACUUAUUUGGAAAAUUGCCUUAGCAAUUAAUUUCUUCCAAAAGAUCUCAUCGAAACUUUCAUCAAACCUUGCUAUUGGAAUUCAAAAAUUCUGUUGUAUCUUAUUUAAGAUAUCCUUGAAUAUGUAUCGAUCUACUCCUAACAAAAACCUAUUUUGACAAUUAAAAAUAUAGAUAUUCACAAAUUGCUUUUCGAGAUCAAAGACUUAAUUAUGACAUAAUGUAGCAUAAAAGGCAUUCAAUUUACAAUCAAAUAUAAUAAUGAAGAUAUCAAUUAACUUCAAGCUGAAAAAAAAGAGAUUUGUUGCUUUAUUUAAUCAGAUCUCAAUAAGCUAAUGAGAAUCUUAGUCAAUCUUUUGAAUAACGCUUAUCGAUAUACUCCUUAAGGUGGAUAAAUUGAAUUAACAGUCAAAGAAAUUAAAACAGCAAGUUCUCGAAUGAUUAAAUUUGUUGUAUAGGAUAGUGGAAUAGGAUUAAGUAAAUAGGCCCAAGAUGAAAUUAAUAAGUAAAUGCAAAUUCAUCAAUAGCUAACUCAGAGUUCCAGAAAGUAAAGCAUUCUGUAAACUCAAUCUCUUGAUCGAGGAAUUAGCUAUUCAUCAAUGAACUUAAAAAAUGAAGUGCUUGGCAUUAGUUUAAAAAUAACAACAAAAUUAAUCAAUUAAUUAAAUAGGGCUUGUCCACUUAUAAUUGAGAGUAGUCCUGGAUAAGGAUGCAAAUUUGAAUUUUCAAUUUGUGAUUUAGAUUUACCUAGUGCAUCAUAACAGCAAUCUGCUUCAAGACAAAGGAAAAAUGAGUCAAUGAAAUCAAAUAAUCAAAUUUAAGAGUUCUUUACUAUUUAACCAGAUCCUAUUAGUAAUGAGCAGGUAGUUAUUUAGUAAAUCAGAAAAAUAGAUAGAAUUAAUCCAAGUAAGGAAAAGACUGUCAAUACUAUUUCUCGAUCAUUUUCCAGACAAAAAUCUAAAAGUCACAAAUCAAUACCAUCGCUUUGUUUGGUAUAAAAAAGAAGCACUUAAAAUUUAUUAUCAGAAACAGGAAAUAUAGUAAUAGUAGAUGAUGAACCAUUUAACCAUAUCACUUUGGAAAUGAUUUUAAAUAACCUGGGAUAUCAUAAAAUUAUACAUUGUUACAACGGGUAAGAGGCAGUAAAUUUAGUAUCUUAAUAAAAAUGCAUAAGAACUAUAUUAAUGGAUAUAGAUAUGCCAGUCAUGAAUGGUAUAUAGGCAUCAUAAAUUAUAACAGAUUUAAUAGAUCGAGAGAAAAUUAUGCCAUUAUAGAUUAUUGCUUGCACUGCUCAUGAAGAUGAAGACACAAAAUAACUUUGUUAGGAUGCUGGAAUAGAUUAAAUUGUUUUCAAGCCUAUUUUUCCUUAGGUUCUGAAAGAUGCUUUAUAAAUCAAGCAUUGA